AUCCGCCAAACCAAUCUCAAAGAAGAACAUAUUCGCUAACGCCGCAUUUUCGAAAUGGCAUAUGUCGAGUUUAAGUUUGAGGACGAAAUAACUAAAUACAUUCGGGAACAAGAAUUGGCAACGUCACUGAAAUUCGUUACAUUGGGAAAGGACAAAAGUUUUGGACAAAAGGAUGCACAGCCUUUGGCACGGAAAAAACUCAGCUGGGAGAGUAAAAGUAUCCCAUUCAAUGGUGUUCCGUUUCAAGUUGUUGGCACAAAGACGUAUGAAUGCCACCAGGGCAAAGACAGACAGACAAAAGCCAAAGAGAAAUAUGCUGCUGAAAGAGACAAGAAGGAACUUGAAGACCAUGCCUUUGUAAAGAGACGGAAACUGGCACAAAAUACCAAAAAGGUGGACUGCAAGGCUAUAAUAAACAUCGCCCAAGUUAUCCGCUUUCCUGAUUUUAAGAUUGAGGAAAGUACAGUGCGCUCUAAAAAGGAGGCCUCGCAAACUCUGAAGGCAGCACUAAGUGAAACACCCAGCUCCGUGAAGGCAGAGGUUGUCUACUGCGUCAGGUUCCCCUCCCUCUCUGAGCACAGCUCACAUGCAGUUGUUGGCGAGGCAGCUUAUGUUCGGGAAGCUGUAGAUGCCAGGCUGAGAGAGAAGAUUGAGCAGCUGACUCUGUCUGGUGUGAGAAAGAUGACUGAAAUGAAGUGUCAUCUGAACACCUUUGUAGUGGAAGAGCUUUUCCAUGGAGAGCAGCCCCCUCCACCUACUCGCAGGCGCUAUUACCCCACUGACAGUGACAUAAGAAAUGUCAUGUUUAAGACCAAGCAGGCCACCAGAGACUCCAACAUUGACCGUCCAUACGAAGGUCCAUCUGUAAGAGGAAAGAGGUCCUCUAGGAAGCUGCUGCGGUUACGGAGGCAAUGUGCAGGAUAUCUUAAAGAGAUCACAGAACUCACUUAUCAUCUCCAAGAGGAACAGUACGUGACUGACCUGUCUUCACAGCUCAGAAGUGUGUUGCUGGAUAUGAAGGCCCAUGUUCCACAGGAUAAAGGCCUUCCACUGACCUUUUCUCCAAGGAAGAGAAAAGCUGAGAUGGACAUGGACCUCAUUCCAACCAAGAGUGCAUCACACCCUUUCACAGACGGGGUAGAACAGUAUACAGAGGACAUAGUGAGUGUGGAUACCUUGUUGGCAUUGAGCCUAGGUUAGUAGGGCUGUGUGGAUACCUUGUUGGCAUUGAGCCUAGGUUAGUAGGGCUGUGUGGAUACAUUGCUGGCAUUGAGCCUAGGUUAGUAGGGCUGUGUGGAUACCUUGUUGGCAUUGAGCCUAUGGCUGAUGACUGUGUGGGUUCUGCCACCAAUUGAGUAUAUUUUGGUUAGUGUAACUUUUAUUUAAACUAAUGUUAACAUUCUGUCAACACAACUUGAUAAAAACAUGUUUUCUCAUCAAGAUGUUAAACAAAUAAAUUACUAUAGUAAGUCAUUUAGGAAGCAUAUAUAUAUAUAUAUACACUGUUCCUCUCUGCUGCUGCUACUCUGUACUUUUAUUUUAUUAUUGUCUGUCCUGAUGCCUAGUCACUUUACCCUGCACAUUUAUCUCCUUGAUCUGGUACUGGUACUUCCUGUAUGUAGCUGCACAUUGAUCUGGUACUUCCUGUAUAUAGCUGCACAUUGAUCUGGUACUUCCUGUAUAUAGCUGCACAUUGAUCUGGUACUUCCUGUAUAUAGCUGCACAUUGAUCUGGUACUUCCUGUAUAUUGUGUAUUCUAUUCCUCUUGUUACAAUCCCAAAAUGUUUUAAACUUUGCAUCGUUGUGAAGGGCUGUAAGCAUUUCGCGGUUAAAUCUACACCCGUUGUAUUCGGCGCAUGUGACAAAUAACAUUUGUUUUGAAGUCCCCAAAUUAAGUAACAGGGUUGACCUUAUGUGUUGACGUUUAAUCUUAAAUCAGACAAUUUCAAAAUGUACAAUUCUGAACGUUUCUUUGAAACUGUGUACGUUGUACUUGUGGAUAUUGAAAACAAAACAUUGAAAAUCAAGAUGUACCAAUUUGUUUGUCUACAUGCCAUUUUAAAAACAAUGCAGAAAUUGGAGUAAAACAAGUAACUAUGAGUAAGAGCCAACAUAAUGACAAGCUUGCAAUCUGUUUGAGGGGUUGGGUGAAAUGCUGAAGACACAUUUAGGUUGAAUGCAUUCAGUUUUACAACUAAGUAUUCCCUUUCCCUGAAUAAGCAACCUGGUCUUGGAGCAUUUGGUAUUAUUCUGUACGUAAAUCCGAGAUACUCCACUUAGUAUAUGUUUCGUAUGGUAUAUAUUAAUCUGGGGAUGUCCAUCACCCAUUCUGUAUGACAUUUUACGAAGUAUAAUUAAUAUUAUAUUUUAAAAAUUUGCAAAAAGUAUACUAUGUUAUGAAUUCAAGCUAGGUGGGUAAUGUUAGCCAGGCUGGUGGUUAGUGGAAGGGUUAGCUAACAUGCUAAGUAGCUAAAAUGCUAAAGUUGUCGAUGAUGAAAUUCAAACUCGCAACCUUUGGGUUGUUUGUGUUUAUAUCCACCUGACUUAAGUAACCAUACCAAACGUAACAUCCAGUGCAUUCAGAAAGUAUUCAGGCCCCUUACCUUUUUCCACAUUUUGUUACGUUACAGCCUUAUUCUAAAAUGGACUAAAUUAAAUGUUCAUCAAUCUACACACCAUACCCCCUAAUGACAAAGGGAAAACAGGUUUUUAUCAAUUUUGGCUAAUUUAUUUUAAAAAACCUAAAACUUAUUUGCAUAAGUAUUCAGACCCUUUGUGAUGAGACUGGAAAUUGAGCUCAGUUGCAUCCUGUUUCCAUUGAGCAACCUUGAGAUGGUUCUACAACUUGAUUGGAGUCCACCUGUGGUAAAUUCAAUUGAUUGGACAUGAUUUGGAAAGGCACAUACCUGUCUAUAUAAGGUCCCACAGUUGACAGUGCAUGUCAGAGCAAAAGGUCGAAGGAAUUGUCCGUAGAGCUCCGAGAUAGGAUUGUGUCGAGGCACAGGUCUGGGGAAGGAUACCAAAACAUGUCUGAAGCGUUGAAGUUACCCAAGAACAGUGGCCUCCAUCAUUCUUAAAUGGGGAAGUUUGGAACCACUAAGACUCUUCCUAGAGCUGUCCACCCGGCCAAACUGAGCAAUCGGGGGAGAACGGCGUUGGUCAGGGAGGUGAUCAAGAACCCGAUGGUCACUCUGACAGAGCUCGAGAGUUCCUCUGUGGAGAUGAGAGAACCUUCCAGAAGGACAACCAUCUCUGCAGCACUCCACCAAUCAGGCCUUUAUGGUAGUGGCCAGAUGGAAGCCACUCCUUAGUAAAAGGCACAUGUCAGCUGGCUUGGAGUUUGCCAAAAGGCAUCUAAAGGACUCAGAAAAAAUUGGAAACAAGAUUCUCUGGUCUGAUAAGAGUUCAAUCUUGGUUAAGCCUGAAUGCCAAGCGUCACGUCUGAAGGAAACAUGGCACCAUCCCGUGGGGAUGUUUUUCAGCGACAGGGACCCAGCCAGAACCUGGACUUGAACCCAAUCGAACAUCUCUGGAGAGACCUAAAAAUAGCUGUGCAGCGACGCUCCCCAUCCAACCUGACAGAGCUUGAGAGGAUCUGCAGAGAAGAAUGGGAGAAACUUCCCAAAUAAAGGUGUGCCAAGCUUGUAGCGUCAUACCCAAGAAGACUCUGCUGUAAUCGCUGCCAAAGGUGCUUCAACAAAGUACUGAGUAAAGGGUCUGAAUACUUACGUAAAUGUGAUAUUUCAUGUUUUUUAUUAAUAAAUUUAGCCAACAUUUCUAAACCUGUUUUUGUUCUGUCAUUAUGGGGUUGUGUGUGGAUUAAUGAGGGGGGGGGGACUAUUUGAUCAACGUUAGAAUAAGGCUGUAAAGUAACAAUGUAGAAAGUCAAGGGUUCUGAACUCUUUCUGAUUGCACCGUAUCAUACUAAUGAGUGUCCUGGAGUUCCACGUACUAUGCUACGUCUAGUCUUUGAGACCAGGCUGGAAUAAGACAUCCGAUUACCACUUUGCGUUAAGAACGGGCUCACCGUUGGUUUUUAUUAUAGCUAAUAAAUAACCAAAUCAUUGAGGCAAUGGAAACGUAUGGCCUUUUUGCUCAACUCCUUCGUUCUCGCUCUGUGUUCUCACUUUUGAUAAAGAUCAUAUGUAAAUGACGAGAGGGAAUGUGGAUGGAAAAUGUGCUUGUAUGAAAUUCUCCACUCGUGCAUCAUCAUGCAAAUGUUUAACGUGGUGGAUUCAAAAAUAAAUGAGGAAAGUGAUACAACCCAA
Molecule: messenger RNA, 4268 nt
Organism: Salvelinus fontinalis (brook trout)
Lineage: Eukaryota; Metazoa; Chordata; Actinopteri; Salmoniformes; Salmonidae
Exons: 5
Coding region: 55-1200 (381 amino acids)
Molecular function (GO): DNA-binding transcription factor activity
Source: RefSeq, a predicted model, not a curated record